AUGAUGGAAACUGAAUCUUGCCCUUCACGGGUUUUAUCACCAUUCCGUGAGGAGAGUGGGGAUGAGGAGCUCUCUGUUCUUCCGAGGCAUACAAAGGUUAUUGUGACUGGUAAUAAUAGAACUAAGAGUGUUUUGGUGGGGCUGCAAGGCGUUGUCAAGAAGGCGGUUGGCCUCGGUGGAUGGCAUUGGCUGGUUUUGAAGAAUGGGGUUGAGGUGAAGCUCCAAAGGAAUGCUCUGAGUGUGCUGGAACCUCCAACUGGAAAUGAAGAAGACGAUGAUUAUGAUUUUGACGAUUCUAGCAGUGGUUCUGAUAUUGCUUCUGGCUUUCAAUUCAGCAAGAUAAACAAACCACAAGCUCGGUAUAGUAGACCAUGGUCUCCAAUGAAGUCUGUCAACCGCAAUAGUUGCAGAGAAGUUCAGUUCAAAUGCCAUACAGCCCAACUGAGAGUGAAUUUAUCGAAGCUUGGAACUGGAUCCCUGUGGAGAUACUGGCGGAGCUUCCAUCUCGCACAUGUUAGUCGUAACCCUACCAAGGAGCAGCUGGUCAGUGCUAUCCAGCAGCAUUUUUCUUCACAGGUAUGUAUGCAUAUUCACACACACACACAAUCAAGAAGAGAGUAUCAUCACAGUCACAAAGUUGAAGAAAAUGAAGUAAUGUAACAUGUUGCGUUUGUGAAUAUAACACAGCAUGUGGAUGAGGUACAAGUGAUUGUGGAUUUUAUCCGCACAGCCAAGCGAUUACAACCGGUUGGCAUAAAUUGAGUGAGAUAUAUGCCUCUUUACCUGUAAUAUAUAUGUGUAUGUAGUAACUACUCUAGCUUUCACCUUUAAUUAACUGCUAAUUUCAGAGAUCAGGUAUGUAUGUGAGUUUUAACUUAUUCCUAGUCUCACAACCCUAACCUUGUAUCUUCACAUUAAUAUUAUCCUCCACAAUUUUCUAAUAUUUGAAGUUAACCCAA
This is a messenger RNA of Salvia hispanica, 959 nucleotides long. RefSeq lists its product as uncharacterized. Gene Ontology annotation, biological process: regulation of DNA-templated transcription. Gene Ontology annotation, cellular component: histone deacetylase complex. Gene Ontology annotation, molecular function: transcription coregulator activity; protein binding. The record is from RefSeq and is a predicted model, not a curated record. NCBI's taxonomy places the organism in Eukaryota, Viridiplantae, Streptophyta, Magnoliopsida, Lamiales, Lamiaceae.